AUGGCAACACCGAAACCCGACACGACAACCCUCCCAUUCAGCAAAUACCCCGCAUGGACACUCAGCAAACUGCGCCCUCUGGCCCUGCAAAAAAUCCAAGCCGUGCACGACUGGGUCGAAACAAAAUGCAUCCCGGCACAAGGAAUCAUGAAAGCGCAACUCGCGAAGGACCGGUGGAAAAUGCCGCCGUUGAUGCGCCAGCUCCGCGCCGAAGCCAAAGCCCGCGGACUCUUCAACCUGUUCCUGCCCAAGGAAUUCAAGGAGUCUCCCGGCCUCACGAAUCUCGAGUACGCGUGCUGCGCGGAGAUCAUGGGGAGGGUAUACUGGGCGGCGCAGACGAUGAACUGCCAUGCGCCGGAGACGGGGAACAUCGAGCUGCUUGCGAAGUACUGCAACGACGAGCAGAAGGAGAAAUGGCUUUACCCGUUGCUGCGAGGGGAGUUCGCGUCCGCGUACUCGAUGACCGAGCCUGACGUGGCGUCGUCCGACGCAACCAACAUCUCCAUCAGCAUCCAGCGCCAGGGGGACUCGUACGUAAUGAACGGGCGCAAACUGUUCGCCAACGCAAAGUGGAAUCCGGACGUGAAGCUGUAUAUCCUAAUGGGCUGUACCGAUCCGCACAACCCGGAUCCCCGACGGCGGCAUUCCAUGCUCCUCAUCCCGAGCGAUACACCUGGCUUCAGGAUGCGUCAGAACCUCUCGAUCAUGGGGUACGACUGUGCGCCCGAGGGCCAUGGGGAGUACAUCUACGAGGAUGUGCGGGUUCCAGUGUCCAAUGUGAUAUUAGGCGAAGGGCGGGCGUUUGAGAUCGCGCAGGGGCGGCUGGGACCCGGACGCAUCCACCACUGCAUGCGGCUGAUCGGGCAGGGCGAGCUGGCGUAUGAGUAUGCGCUUGUGCGCGCGACGGACGGGCGCAAGAAGCCGCGCGGGAAGCUGAUCGGGGAGUUUGAUAGCAAUAUCGAGCGGAUUGCGCAGAUGAGGUUGGAGCUGGAUGCGCUGCGGCUGGUUGUGUUCAAUGCUGCGGAUACGAUGGAUGCGUUGGGGAAUAAGAGCGGGAGGUAUGGCAUUGCGCAGAGCAAGAUUCUUGUGCCGGUUACGGUGGCUAGGAUCAUUGAUGAGUGUAUGCAACUCUAUGGGGGACAGGGGUUGACGCAGCAUACGCCUUUGCCGGAGAUGUGGACGUAUGCUCGCUUUGUGCGGGUUGCGGACGGUCCGGAUGCUGCUCAUCGGCAUCAGGUGGGAAGAGAUCAGUUGAAGACUGCGGGGGAUGUUGUGGCAAGGCAUCUACGGUACUACGAGAUAGCUCAGGAGCUGAAGAAGCAAUUUGGGCUGGAGGAGGAGCUGGCGGAUGAUUGCACCUGGGAGUAUAUAAAGCCAAAGCUGUAG
Messenger RNA from Aspergillus mulundensis, 1386 nucleotides. RefSeq lists its product as uncharacterized. Bases 1 to 1386 code for a protein of 461 amino acids. Gene Ontology annotation, molecular function: flavin adenine dinucleotide binding; oxidoreductase activity, acting on the CH-CH group of donors. The record is from RefSeq and is a predicted model, not a curated record. NCBI's taxonomy places the organism in Eukaryota, Fungi, Ascomycota, Eurotiomycetes, Eurotiales, Aspergillaceae. The transcript has a single exon.